This is a messenger RNA of Sciurus carolinensis (gray squirrel), 2321 nucleotides long. RefSeq names its product TELO2 interacting protein 2 (gene Tti2). Gene Ontology annotation, cellular component: centrosome; nucleoplasm; cytosol. The transcript is spliced from 9 exons. Lineage: Eukaryota; Metazoa; Chordata; Mammalia; Rodentia; Sciuridae. The record is from RefSeq and is a predicted model, not a curated record. The coding region runs from base 158 to 1681 and encodes 507 amino acids.
GUUAGCUGGGGCGGAUACUGCCCGACUCUGGCGGUGUGCGGGAGAGCAGGCAGACUCCCAGGCCUCCGAGUCAUCUCUUCCCUCUCAAGCGGGUCCUACCCAGCCUCCAGCUUCGUGUCCUGACGGAGGCCAGAUCUUUAGUGCUGCAGCCGGAGGAAUGGAGCUUGACGGCGCGAAGGAAGCACCGCGGGAAGGCUCUUCCUUGCCUGGAGAGAGGUCUCCCUCUGCCCUCGAACAGAAUUUCUCCAAGAUUUUGCACCGCCUUAUAGGCCAGGAGGCACGACGGAGCAACUCAAGAGAUGCCGCUCUUAGAGACCUCGGUGCUCUAUUAGAAGCCACGGAAAGUAACCGAUUAUUUGAGGGGUGUGACGAGUCGCACCGUGGAAUACCUGAAGUACUGGGGCAAGUGGCAAAAGCCCUGGGAAAGUAUGCAGACCCACCCAGGGAAGAGGAAGGUGGAAGCAAUGGUCACUCCGAAGUAGCCGAGAAAGCAGCAGAAGUUGGGUUACUCUUUCUUAAACUGUUGGGGAAAGUCGAGGCUGCCAAGAAUUCUCUUGUCUGCCCUGCAUGGGAGACAGGCCUAGGUCACUUGGCAGGACCCAUCUAUGUUUUCAGUAUCACACAUAGUUUGGAGAAACCAUGGACCAGCCCAAAAUCUCAGGAGGUUGCUGGAGAGGUGCUCACUUUACUGCUUAGAGUUACUGAAUGCAGUUCUGUGGCAGGAUUCCUACGCGGAGAAAAGGAAGAUGAGAAAGGGAAAUUUAUUGUGGUAAUGGGGCUUCUCAAACCACAUUUGAAUAAGGAAACCUGGAAAAAUAACCCUGCUGCCAAACAUGUUUUCUCAUGGACUCUGAAACAGGUCACUCGACCCUGGCUAAACCAACACCUAGAAAGGAUACUUCCCCCAUCAUUGCUCAUCUCAGAUGAUUAUCAAACUGAGAACAAAAUCCUGGGUGUACACUGCCUCCAUCACAUUGUGCUUAAUGUGCCUGCUGCUGAUUUGCUUCAGUUUAAUAGAGCCCAGGUCAUAUACCAUGCCAUUUUCAACCACCUGUACAUGCCAGAGCACAAACUUAUUCAGGCUGUGCUCCUGUGUCUCCUGGAUUUAUUCCCCAUCCUGGAGAAAGCCAUGCACUGGAAGGGAGAUGCAGCUCGCCCCACCACACACUGUGAUGAGGUACUGCAGCUGAUCUUAACCCACAUGGAGCCAGAGCACCGCCUUCUCUUACGUAGGACUUAUGCAAGAAAUCUACCAGCUUUUGUGAAGAGGUUGGGAAUCCUAACUGUACGACACUUGAAGAGGCUGGAGCGAGUCAUCAUUGGUUAUCUGGAGGUUUAUGAUGGACCAGAAGAGGAGGCUAGAUUGAAGAUAUUAGAAACCUUAAAACUUCUCAUGCAGUAUACGUGGCCCAGAAUUUCUUGCAGACUUGUGGUCUUACUAAAGGCCCUCUUGAAACUGAUAUGUGAUGUAGCAAGGGACCCAACCCUUACACCUGAGCCCAUUAAGAACACCCUGCUACAGGAGGCCACAGACUGCCUGAUUCUCUUAGAUCACUGUUCUCAAGGACAAGUAAAGGAUCUCUUGGCCAAAAUUCUCUUAAGCUGUGAAGACAGAACAGUGGUGAGCUGUAUCAGAAAAGUGCAGCAAGUUUCUGAAGGAACUCCCUACCAUGAAACUUAAGAUUGCUCCCUAAGAGAAAAGAAUUUUAUUUCUAUUCCAGAUUGUACAAAUGGAGUUAUGAAAAAGGAAUAGGGAAAGGAGAACAAGAGGACCUGCAAUUUCUAAAUAAAGUUUGGGAGGGGGAAAAAAAAGGACACCAAGGAAUUUAGUGCUAAAAUUUAUAAGUAUUUACAUCCACAAUUUCAUUCCAGUUUCAGGGACUCAUCUGUUACGCUUCUUGGGCUCAAGCUGUGAUUGCCAACACGUGGUAUAAAAAUACUCUUCAUACAACUUAAGGCUUUCUUGCACUCAAUCCAGAUUUCUUGCCCCACUGAAGUGGCAUAAAUAUUAAGAACAUAAGUAUUGUGUGAAACACUACAUAAAAGAGCAAAAACUGGAGGUGUAUGUUUAAGAUAAAAAAAAAAAGUUCAAAAUGUUCAGUCCUGGUUAUAAAUGUUAGUGGAAAAUCAUGUGGUUUUGGUCUUGGCCACGGGCUCUGUUUCCUGUUCAUACUCUAUCUCUACAUAGGCUCGUUUUCUCCUCAAAGGUCCUUUCAAGGGUGUUUUGCCUUUGUGUUUUGCAUGAAGGGUUUUUUCUUCUUCCUCUUCACUGGAGGAUUUAUCAUCCUGAUCUUCAUCACCACUGGCAUCCAGCUUAUCCA